Messenger RNA from Chenopodium quinoa (quinoa), 696 nucleotides. RefSeq names its product protection of telomeres protein 1c. The transcript has 3 exons. The record is from RefSeq and is a predicted model, not a curated record. The annotation marks the transcript as partial. Gene Ontology annotation, biological process: regulation of telomere maintenance via telomerase; telomere capping. Gene Ontology annotation, cellular component: nuclear telomere cap complex; chromosome, telomeric region. Gene Ontology annotation, molecular function: telomerase inhibitor activity; G-rich strand telomeric DNA binding. NCBI's taxonomy places the organism in Eukaryota, Viridiplantae, Streptophyta, Magnoliopsida, Caryophyllales, Amaranthaceae.
UUAAAAAACUCUUGUUUUUUAACAGAUUGGUUUUGUUCAUUGAGAAUUGUAGAUGAGUCACAUAAUAUCUGUGGACUUUUAGUUAAUAUCUUUGCUGAAACUUAAGAGAAGCUUCCUCAGGUUAAGGCAUCGGGAGAUAUCAUCCAACUUUCCAAAGUUUUGAACUUGCAGACUCUUUCUCCAUGGAGCUUCUAUUUCGACUCAUUUCGUUUUCUGAUGAAAACUCAUAAUAAGGAAACCUAUGCCCUUUUCAACAAAAAACUCUCUUCAUUUGCGCUCUACGAAGGGAAAAAUGGUGAAAACUAUAAUCCCUAUCAAGUCUCAUCUAUGUUUCGGCCAAGACACCAAGACACGACGUUUGUGGAUGGAUUAAGAAAAUGGGUAGAUAGUUUCCAGCUUGAUUCAGCUCGUGCUGGGUCUGGUGCUGGCUGCCUAGCCGUGGUGUAGCUUCUGGUUGCUGUUUUGCUUGUAGCUGCUGCUGGGGUUGCUGGUCGUGGUGUGGCUGUGCUGUCUCAUUCUUUGUUGCAGGCUUGGGGUCAGUGGGAGCUGCUGCAGUCUGCUGUUUUUUUUGUCUUAGUUUUUAUUCUAUUUAUCAAAGAUGCAGUGCUCUUUAUCAGAUGUAUGACACAAAUAUUGAAGAAAAUAUAUGUGUUUUAUGUAUAUUAUGAUUAUAUAUAAGUAUUUGUACAAUUUAAG